This is a messenger RNA of Physcomitrium patens, 1739 nucleotides long. The record is from RefSeq and is a predicted model, not a curated record. NCBI's taxonomy places the organism in Eukaryota, Viridiplantae, Streptophyta, Bryopsida, Funariales, Funariaceae.
UUCGCUGACCCAACCCCCGACCCUCCCUUUACAUACCAUGCCCAGGUCCAUUUCCCCAAUCCCCGACAAAUAGAAGCUUCAUUCCUCUCAACGUAAUCAUUCCGAAAUUGGGGUGACACACUACCUGAUCGAAGCACAGUUUGGGUAUUGCGAUUGUGCGUCGGGUAAUAAGAUCUUUCGUUACACUGUUCACGUGUUGUUGUUGUGCGCCCCAACAUAGAGUCUCACUUCGUUUCACCUUUUCACGAAUUGCAGACUGCAGUUUAUUUCUUGGUGACGAGGCAUUGAAGGAGGGAGAUUUAAAAGAAAAAAAUAGUUUGAAGUUGGUGAAGCAAAGGGAUCAAAUUGACCAAAGUGCAAGAAAUGGCAGACCCUAAGGUUCCAGAGCACCAUCUCACACCUCAGGGACGGAUUUACGGGAGAGUGACCAGGACCGACGAGAAAACACCCGAGGUUGCUCCCGAUUUCAAAGGACAUGGCGCCACACCGCAACAGAAAGAAGACGAGAACAAGUCGUGGAUAUCUGAAGGUCACACAACCGCCGACGUCGAUGAGCAGAACAGCAAUGAGAAGGGCGAGCCUCAACCUGACGUGUAUGCCCAAAGAGUAAACCAAAGUUUAGGUCCUCUGACCUCCGUGAAGGACAAAAUAGCGGACACUCUAGAAUCAGGAAAGGAGAAAAUCUCCGGCUCUGCCCACAUGGCCAGUGAAGCGAAAGACUCAACCAAGGGAACUUUUUCGCUGUACACUCAAGCGGCGUGGAACAAGAUAAAUGGGCUGAAACCCACACUGGGUGCAAAUGAGCCAUCGAAGCAGGCUGGGUCUGCGGUGGACGACACGACGAACGCGGUCAAGGACAGGAUAGCAGAGAUCACAAGCAAAGGGCAACAUGACAACACAAUGUCAGGCAAGGCGUCGGAGAAACCUCUGGGACACAACAUCCUCGCUGCUGGUGGCGAUGAUGUUCUGAAGGUCCUUUCGGACGGCGAUUCCACUGAGGACGAUCCCUUGAAGGCCAACAUGAGGGUGACGGCGGAGAUGCUCAUGUAGAAUCACUCACUUUCUUCUUCUUCUGUGAAAACAUCCUUGUAAAGCCCAUUAUGUUCCAAGCUCCCAAAUCAACACACAAACUCAUGUCACAGAAUCAAAACUAUCAAACCCACAAACAUCCACCUUAACAAAAACUCCCAUACUUUCAACACAUCACAGAUUGCUAUCAACUAUCAUGCACUACAAAUCACCAAACCAAACAGCAACAUCAUAAAAAACUAACACACAAUCUUCAAAAAAGAAAUUAAACUACUUUAGGUUAAAAUUUAUCAAUAAGUAAGUAGUAAGAACAAAAGCAAAGAAUUGCAUAAUAUCUAAGUAUGCUCAAUCCGGUCUGAUCACAGCUGAAGACUCUCCUCCGGAAUCACCCACAUCAGUUGAAUGCCGGAGUGCAUAACACAGAAACUAGUGGUGCGAUAAGCGUGCGAUUUGUACACAUCGUCGAUGAUUCAUAGCUACAAGUUCCAAAAACCCGAUGGACUCAGGGUUAAUUGAUGUUUGAUAUCAUUGAAACAAUAUUAUGAUAUAGGGCAGCCACAAAUUGAAUAUAUGUUUCUUAUGAACAAAAAUACCAUAAGAAUCAUUGUAAUUAUUUAAAAAAUUAGAAUAAAACUAUCUUAUAUUGUUAUUCAAGUAUACUUGAUAAUAUCUUUAUUUUACAUUUUAUAUUCAAUAUUGAAUAAUCCACA